UGGAGGCCAGCACCUGGUAGUGGGCCCCUAACCCCGUGAGAUUACCACACCCCAAGCAGCUUGUUCCGGGACAAACCGUACCAUAACGUGUUCCUGUCAGGGCUAACCGCAAGAUGUCGCCACACCGCCCCUGGAAAGUCCCGGAGGCCCAUUUUCCCCUUUUGCCCCUCCCCGCUUUUGCCCUAUAUAAGCUUGUAACGCUCAAAAAUAAAAUUAGACCUUGCCUACCAUCCUUUUGGUCUCACUCCUCCUUUUCACCCAUUCCCUUCAGCCAGGGUCCUCCUCGACCCCCCACGUAUACUGGCCCUGCAGGUCGGGGCAAGUGGCGCCCAACGUGGGGCUCGAGGUUCGGACUUCUGCCAGGCGGACCAGCAUUGAGAAACGAUUCGUCGCGACCCCCUCCUUCUCAUCGCUCAUGAAGAGCCCCUGCGUUUUGAUGAGGUCUGCCCUUGGUUUAUGGUUACCGGCCCAGAUAUUCAUCCGGGAAAGUGGCAGAAGAAAAUGACGAUCCUCGUAAUUUUCCUCCUGUUCCGUGGGAGCCACGGUGGUUUUCAAUCUCCUGACCCAGUAGCGCUCAGCCGUGCCCUCUUUGGAAGCCCUUGUGACUGCGGCGGGGGCACGUUCACUGUCCGUCCCGCCACCUACACGCAAGAAGUGGACUGCGGGGAAAAGACAGCCUACCUCGCCUACCGUCAUUCUAUCACGGGCGUCUCCAAACCCAAGUGGGAAUGCGUAAGGAAGCCCCGAGUUAUCCCUCCGAAUGGUGGCCAGCCCGGGCCUUGCCCCAGUGAUUGCAACUACCUUGAGGCCUUGCACUCCACAUGCUAUAGUUCUACCCAGCAGUGCAGUGGCAGCUCAGGAACAGUCUAUCUUACUACAAUACAGGAAAGAGAAUAUGGUGGCUCCACAGGAGGGGACUGGGCGCAUAUAACUAGCCAAGGCCUACGUGGAAGUACCAAUAAGUAUGCUCAGGCUUCCUGUCGUAAAGAAAAUAUUGGAAAAAAUGUCUGUUGGCCCCUUCAUGCACCUGUCCAUAUCUCUGAUGGGGGUGGCCCUACAGACCAAAUUAGGGAACAUGAGAUUGAGGCUUCUCUUAAAAACACCGUCAAUAUCCAUUACCACCAACUUGCUUCGUCAGAAGAUCCUACUGAUACCAUGGAAGAGGGUCUCCAGUUCUCGAAGCUCGUGCAUCCGGAAUCUCGCUGCUCGCGGUGGUGGAGAAAUAUUAAGGAUAAAAAGUGAUCUGGCAGCUGUGAGAGAGCCCAUGACGGGAAUAUUGAGGUCCCAUGUUUCAAAAAAAGAUCAGCGCGGCUGCAGUUGUUUCCCCAUGACGGGAAUAGAGUGAGGCCAUGAUGGGUUACAUCGUGGGGUCCCCUCGCUUAGCCUAAGACAGGGACCACUGCCACUAAUGCGCUUUGAACAUGGAGGCCGACCUCAUAGCCUAAGACAGGCCUCUCACCUGCUAUUUUAAAUACAAAAUGGGGGACAUGCUGGAGGCCAGCACCUGGUAGUGGGCCCCUAACCCCGUGAGAUUACCACACCCCAAGCAGCUUGUUCCGGGACAAACCGUACCAUAACGUGUUCCUGUCAGGGCUAACCGCAAGAUGUCGCCACACCGCCCCUGGAAAGUCCCGGAGGCCCAUUUUCCCCUUUUGCCCCUCCCCGCUUUUGCCCUAUAUAAGCUUGUAACGCUCAAAAAUAAAAUUAGACCUUGCCUACCAUC
Phascolarctos cinereus (koala) is the source of this 1723-nucleotide messenger RNA. The record is from RefSeq and is a predicted model, not a curated record. Lineage: Eukaryota; Metazoa; Chordata; Mammalia; Diprotodontia; Phascolarctidae.